Messenger RNA from Sphaeramia orbicularis (orbiculate cardinalfish), 1945 nucleotides. It is a transcript of the gene ddx49, whose product is annotated as DEAD (Asp-Glu-Ala-Asp) box polypeptide 49. Bases 133 to 1578 code for a protein of 481 amino acids. Gene Ontology annotation, molecular function: nucleic acid binding; RNA helicase activity; ATP binding. NCBI's taxonomy places the organism in Eukaryota, Metazoa, Chordata, Actinopteri, Kurtiformes, Apogonidae. The record is from RefSeq and is a predicted model, not a curated record. Gene Ontology annotation, cellular component: cytosol. The transcript has 13 exons.
ACGCAGCGACCGUUGUUGUUACACACGAGGAUGUUUAACUGAGCAUUAGAGUGAAGAGAGAAUGUGUUUAGGGAUAUAAAGAGGUUUAUAACGUGCUUAUAAGUAUUUAUUAGGCAUUUAUAAGUGAGUUGGAUGAAAAUGAGUGAGUUUUCGUCUCUCGGUUUGUCGGACUGGUUAAUUAAACAGUGUAAACAACUGGGCAUCAGCAAACCAACUCCUGUUCAGGAAAACUGCAUGCCAGCAAUCCUCCAAGGUCGGGACUGCAUGGGCUGUGCCAAGACUGGAAGUGGGAAGACGGCGGCAUUUGUGCUUCCGGUUCUACAGAAGCUGUCGGAGGAUCCUUAUGGAAUCUUUUGUUUGGUCCUGACUCCAACCAGGGAGCUGGCCUAUCAGAUUGCAGAACAGUUUCGGGUCCUGGGGAAGCCUCUGGGUCUGCGGGACUGCAUCGUCGUCGGUGGAAUGGACAUGGUGGCUCAGGCUCUGGAACUUUCCAACCAACCACAUGUGGUUGUGGCGACGCCGGGCCGCCUCGCCGAUCACAUCCGCGGCUCCAAAACCUUCAGCUUGAGCAGGAUCCAGUUCCUGAUCUUGGACGAGGCCGACCGGCUGCUGGAACAGGGCUGCACCGACUUCACCAAAGAUCUGGAGGUGAUUCUGGGGGUUUUACCGGCCAAGAGGCAGACGCUGCUGUUCAGCGCCACCCUCACCGACACCCUGCAGGAGCUGAAGAACAUCGCCAUGAACAAACCUUUCUUCUGGGAGAGCAAGUCAGAGACCAGAACGGUGGAGGAACUGGAUCAGAGGUACAUCCUGACGCCAGAGAAGGUGAAGGAUGCCUACCUGGUCCACCUGAUCCAGACGUUCACAGACGAGCAUCACGACUGGUCCAUCAUCAUCUUCACCAACACAUGCAAGAACUGUCAAAUCCUCACCAUGAUGCUUCGGGAGUUUAACUUCCCUACGAUUUCGCUGCAUUCGAUGAUGAAACAGAAACAAAGAUUUGCAAACCUCGCCAAGUUCAAGGCCAGCGUCUACAAAAUCCUGAUUGCGACAGACGUGGCUGCCAGGGGUUUAGACAUUCCUACAGUCCAGGUUGUCAUUAACCACAACACCCCCGGGCUGCCAAAGACCUACAUCCACAGAGUCGGUAGAACCGCCAGAGCAGGGAGGAACGGGGUUUCCAUCACACUGGUGACGCAGUACGACAUCCACCUGGUCCACAGCAUCGAGGAGCAGAUCCAGACGAAGCUGAAGGAAUAUCCUGUGGUGGAAAAAGAAGUUCACAAAAUCCUCACCCAGGUCAACGUGACCAGACGGGAGUGUGAAAUAAAACUCGAGUCAACAGACUUUGAUGAGAAAAAAGAAAUCAACAAGAGGAAACAGAUGAUCCUGGAAGGAAAGGAUCCAGACCUGGAGGCCAAGAGGAAGGCAGAGCUCGAGAAGAUCAAGAGUCAGAAGAAAAAGUUUAAAGAGAGAAUCCAGGAGACAAUUCAGAGACAGAAACAGAAGCAGCUGAAAAAGAAACUGAUGAAGCGAAAACAAAUGAAAAAGAAAAAGGCGGAGGAGGCGGCGAAGUGAAAGCGUCUGCGUAAUUAGACCAAUGUACAUAAAUGUAGUUGAAUUCUGUGCAAUAUGUGAUAUUUUCAUGCUUGUGGAGAUGAAUCUGAACUGAAUUUCAACCAUAAAAACAUUUGCUUUAAGUCAAUAGCUUUUAUUGAUUCAGUUUAACAAGGGAAUCACCAAGAUGUGAUGAAACGUCACUGCAAAUAAGGAUCAAAUAUGUAUUUACAUCACAUUGAGAUCUCUAGUUCAUUAAUUUAAUGUCGGCCUUUCGGCGAAGAGAAUCACGAGUCUGGAUGCAAAUGUUCACUAGUCUACAACUGAAUCAGUCUCUGGAUGAUCACUGCACAUGUUGCAAUUCAUUGUGGCUCAGAAGAUGGAAAAA